CUUCCGCCCCGCGCCGGGCUCGGCGCCGCUCGGGCCGGGCAGACGCGGCUUCCGCCCGGCCGGAGCAUGACCCAGGCCGAGAAAGGCGAGGCGGAGAACGGCAAGGACAAGGAGCGCGACCGGGAACGCGAGCAGCGCGGUGUGAAGCGGCCCAUCGUCCCCGCCGCCGUGCCCGAGUCGCUGCAGGAGCAAAUACAGAGCAACUUCAUCGUGGUGAUCCACCCCGGCUCCACCACCCUGCGGCUCGGGCGGGCCACGGACACGCUGCCCGCGGGCAUCCCGCACGUGAUCGCGCGGCGGCACAAGCAGCCGGGCCAGGCGGCCUACAGGGACAGCUGGCUCCUCAGGGACGGCCUCAAUAAACCUGAAAGUACUGAGCAGAGACAAAAUGGCCUUAAAAUGGUGGACCAAGCAAUAUGGUCCAAAAAGAUGUCGAAUGGAGCGAGGCGCAUUCCAGUGUCACCUGAUCAGGCCAGGUCCUACAACAGACAGAUGAGGCCUGCCAUUUUGGAUCACAGCUCUGGGGCCAAGUGGACAAACACAUCAAAUCAUCCUGAGUUUUUGGUGGGAGAAGAGGCCCUGUAUGUUAAUCCAUUAGAUUCUUACAACAUACACUGGCCCAUUAGAAGGGGGCAGCUGAACCUCCACGCAGGACCUGGUGGCUCCCUCACUGCAGUACUGGCAGACUUGGAAGUUAUAUGGUCACAUGCAAUACAAAAAUACCUGGAAAUACCCCUGAAAGACCUAAAGUACUACAGAUGCAUCUUACUAAUUCCAGACAUCUAUAAUAAACAACAUGUGAAAGAACUGGUAAAUAUGAUCCUAAUGAAGAUGGGCUUCUCAGGAAUUAUUGUACACCAGGAGUCUGUCUGUGCUACCUUUGGAAGUGGUUUAAGCAGUGCAUGCAUCGUAGAUGUGGGAGAUCAGAAGACAAGUGUUUGCUGUGUAGAAGAUGGUGUUUCCCAUCGCAAUACCAGGCUGUGCCUUGCCUAUGGAGGAUCUGAUGUGUCAAGGUGUUUUUAUUGGCUUAUGCAGCGAGCAGGAUUCCCAUACAGAGACUGCCAGUUAACUAAUAAGUUGGAUUGCCUGUUGCUUCAGCACCUAAAGGAGACAUUUUGUCAUCUAGAUCAGGAUAUUUCUGGAUUACAAGAUCAUGAGUUCCAAAUUCGGCAUCCGGAUUCUCCGGCUUUAUUGUACCAGUUCCGAUUAGGGGAUGAAAAAUUACAGGCACCCAUGGCUCUGUUUUAUCCAGCAACUUUUGGAAUUGUUGGACAAAAAAUGACAAUUUUGCAGCACAGGUCACAAGGUGAUCCUGAGGAUCCUCAUGAUGAACAUUAUCUGCUGGCCACACAAAGUAAGCAGGAGCAGUCUGCAAAAGCUACAGCUGACAGAAAAUCUAUGUCAAAGCCUGGUGCAUUUGAGGGAGAAUUGAGAGGCCAAUCCUCAGACAUUUCAGAAAGGAUCUACCCACAAGAAGUGGAGCUGGGCUCUUCCCAGGGUGACUGUAUGAUACCUGGCAAUGAUUCAGAGGAACCUUUAACUGCACACAUGUCCCGGAAAACUGCUAUCUCUCAGUUUGAAGGCAAAGCCUUGGGCCUGGACAAAGCCAUCCUUCAUAGUAUCGACUGCUGUGCAUCUGAUGAUACAAAAAAGAAGAUGUACAGCUCCAUCUUAGUAGUGGGAGGAGGCCUUAUGUUUCAUAAAGCUCAAGAGUUUCUUCAACACCGAAUUCUCAACAAAAUGCCACCUUCUUUCAGAAGAGUUGUUGAAAAUGUCGAGGUCAUCACAAGGCCUAAGGAUAUGGAUCCACGUUUAAUUGCCUGGAAAGGAGGGGCAGUUCUGGCCUGUCUGGACACAACUCAGGAGCUGUGGAUAUACCAGAGGGAGUGGCAGCGCUUCGGUGUCAGGAUGUUACGGGAGCGAGCUGCCUUUGUGUGGUAA
Camarhynchus parvulus is the source of this 1941-nucleotide messenger RNA. It is a transcript of the gene ACTR8, whose product is annotated as actin related protein 8. Gene Ontology annotation, cellular component: Ino80 complex. The transcript has 13 exons. The record is from RefSeq and is a predicted model, not a curated record. Gene Ontology annotation, biological process: double-strand break repair; regulation of DNA-templated transcription. The coding region runs from base 67 to 1941 and encodes 624 amino acids. NCBI's taxonomy places the organism in Eukaryota, Metazoa, Chordata, Aves, Passeriformes, Thraupidae.